This is a messenger RNA of Bursaphelenchus okinawaensis, 574 nucleotides long. The record is from the annotation of a GenBank genome assembly. NCBI's taxonomy places the organism in Eukaryota, Metazoa, Nematoda, Chromadorea, Rhabditida, Aphelenchoididae.
AUGUUUUUCCUAUUCGUAGUAUUUCUAUUUUACUACUUUAGUACCGAUGAGACUGUCACUGGCAAGCACCAAACACCUCCAUCUUCAGAUGUCAUCCUCAAUGUCCAGUCUUUGAAUUUUUACUUUUUCAGUACCAAUGGAAGUGUGGCCCGCCGAGUAUUGGUAGACCAUGAUAAGGUCGAUGAAAAUGGCAGUAAAUUGGGCCAAGGUGACUUAAAGUUCGCUGAUAUUGAGAAUGGUAGGAUAUCUUUGACUUCUAUUGAUAAUAGUACUAAGAAAAGCUUUUUUUGAGUACCAAUGAUAAAAAAGUACAAAUUUAGGCACCACCAGCUAUAUUGAUGACACUGACACUAAUAAUGACAACAAUAAUAUGACUUCCACCAUCAAUGAUGUCAGUAAACAAAAUCAUACUGUAGGUAACCAUACCGAUGUAAAUGCAAGUGGAAUAAUGAAGAUUCUUAACUUCUACAAAAGUCUACGUGGUUCUUCCGAAGAAAAUGAUCUUAUCGACCAGGAUUAUACAGAAAAUUCAAUUAUUAGUUCAACAGCACAACCUACUACAAUAUCAACAUAA